CUCAGAGACUACUUCUACAUUAAUCUUGCACGUUCGCGCGUUGUGGCUAGUCUGAUUACACCUUCUACAGCGCCUUUGGGUUGGCUCACCCUCUUGAGCGCGCAUCCGCUUCUUUGGCUUCUUCCCAUCACCACGCGCCCCAAACUCCUUUAGAGCUGCUAGUCGCUGCCUAUCUCCAACUAUUAGGGUCCCUUCCUUCUAAACCUGCUUUCUUUUGUGUGAUUUUUGUUGCGUGGCAGCCUCAUUAGCUGCUUAAAGCUUGCUAAUUUCCUGUUAGGCCAAAACUAGCUUAUAGGAUAAAAUUGCUCCCCCCUUUGCGUAGUGCUUAAGCGCGCUUAGAACAGAGUCUAGGUAACGUGCUUCACAAGCGAGCGGCGCACCCAAGCGAGCGGCGCACUUUCUCCAGCGCAGCGCACGCACCGCGACGUAGUGCAACACCAUCACAAAUUCCUAUAAUAUACGUAACGUACCUCACGGGCGAGUGGCCGGCCCGGGCGAGUGUCCGGAUUUUGCCAAGACCACACCAAACUUCAUACAACCCGCGAUGUCUCAACGCAAAAAGGCUCAAAGCGUCUCAAAGGAACCA
Messenger RNA from Didymella exigua CBS 183.55, 586 nucleotides. RefSeq lists its product as uncharacterized. NCBI's taxonomy places the organism in Eukaryota, Fungi, Ascomycota, Dothideomycetes, Pleosporales, Didymellaceae. The record is from RefSeq and is a predicted model, not a curated record. The annotation marks the transcript as partial. The transcript is spliced from 2 exons.